Suricata suricatta (meerkat) is the source of this 1013-nucleotide messenger RNA. It is a transcript of the gene MFSD12, whose product is annotated as major facilitator superfamily domain containing 12. Gene Ontology annotation, biological process: carbohydrate transport. The transcript is spliced from 6 exons. Gene Ontology annotation, cellular component: membrane. Gene Ontology annotation, molecular function: symporter activity. The annotation marks the transcript as partial. NCBI's taxonomy places the organism in Eukaryota, Metazoa, Chordata, Mammalia, Carnivora, Herpestidae. The record is from RefSeq and is a predicted model, not a curated record.
UUGGGCUCGGGGCUUGGCGGCCGCAGGCACUCUCCGCGGGGCGGACUUGGGCGGCGGCGCGGGGACCGCGGGGCGUCUGCCGCGCGCCCGACCGCCCGGCGGGAGUCCGGAGCGCAGUCAUGGGCCCGGGACCCCCGGCGGCCGGAGCGGGGGCGCCCCCGCGGCCACUGUCGCUGGCCGCUCGGCUGAGCUAUGCCGUGGGCCACUUCCUCAACGACCUGUGCGCGUCCAUGUGGUUCACGUACCUGCUCCUGUACCUGCACUCGGUGCGCGCUUACAGCUCCCGGGGCGCCGGCCUGCUGCUGCUGCUCGGCCAGGUGGCCGACGGGCUGUGCACGCCCCUCGUGGGCUACGAGGCCGACCGCGCCGCCGGCCGCUGCGCCCGCUUCGGCCCUCGAAAGUCUUGGCACCUGGUCGGCACCGGCUGCGUCCUGCUGUCCUUUCCCUUCGUCUUCAGCCCGUGCCUGGGCUGCGGGGCGGGCACCCCCGAGUGGGCCGCCCUCCUGUACUACGGGCCCUUCGUCGUCAUCUUCCAGUUCGGCUGGGCCGCCACGCAGAUCGCCCACCUCAGCCUCAUCCCCGAGCUCGUCACGGGCGACCACGAGAAGGUGGAGCUCACGGCCCUGAGGUACGCCUUCACCGUGGUGGCCAACAUCACUGUGUACGGGGCUGCCUGGGUGCUGCUCCGCUUGCAGGGCCCCCGAGACGCGGGCCCGGAUGUCCGGGACCAGCUGGGGGUCCAGGACGUGCAGGUGUUCCAGAACCUGUCCCUGCUGGUGGUCGGGGUGGGCGCCGUCUUCUCGCUGCUGUUCCACGUGGGCACAAGGGAGGGGCGGCGGCCCCGCACGGAGGAGCCCUCCGAGCACAGCCCGCUGCUGGCGCCCCGCACCGCCCAGCCCCUGCUGCUCUGGAAGCACUGGCUGCGGGAGCCCGCCUUCUACCAGGUGGGCCUGCUGUACAUGAGCACCAGGCUCAUCGUGAACCUGUCCCAGACCUACAUCGCCAUGUACCUC